UGACGACGUGUCUCGUUUGUUGUGCAGCCUGACGCUCUGCUGCAAUCUUGACGUCCCAGUGCCAUGUUUCCAAGGCUGGCCUGUUGUUCCCGCCUGCCAUCCCGGACCCGACAACUACAUGUCUGCCCACUAUUCAGCAGAGCGAUGUCACAGACAAAGUUCCCUCUCACUCGUUCCCAUGGAAAGUCCUUUGCCCAUCGCAGUGAGUUGAAGCAGGCUAAACGCAUUGUUGUGAAGCUAGGAAGUGCCGUGGUGACGAGGGGAGAUGAGGGUGGUCUGGCUCUGGGACGGCUCGCCUCAAUAGUCGAACAGGUGGCUGUGCUGCAGAACCAGGGCAGGGAAAUGAUGAUUGUAACCAGUGGAGCUGUGGCAUUUGGGAAGCAGAGAUUGAGACAUGAGAUCUUGCUUUCUCAGAGUGUCAGGCAAGCCUUGCAUUCUGGGCAGAACCAGCUCAAAGAGAUGUCAGUACCAGUUUUGGAGGCACGGGCAUGUGCAGCUGCAGGACAGAGUGGGCUGAUGGCUCUGUAUGAAGCCAUGUUCACCCAGUACAGCACCUGCACUGCACAAAUCUUGGUGACCAACCUGGAUUUUCAUGAUGAGCAGAAGCGUCGCAACCUGAACAGCACACUGCAUGAGCUGCUGCGGAUGAACAUCGUUCCCAUUAUCAACACUAAUGAUGCGGUCGUGCCACCCCCUGUUCCAACCAGUGAUUUACAGGGGGUAAAUGUAAUAAGCAUCAAAGACAAUGACAGCUUGGCUGCACGGCUGGCUGUUGAAAUGAAAGCAGACCUCCUAAUCGCUCUGUCUGAUGUUGAAGGAUUAUAUGACAGCCCCCCUGGAACUGAUGAUGCCAAGCUCAUUGAUAUAUUCUACCCUGGAGACCAGCAGUCAAUCACAUAUGGUACCAAAUCCAGGGUUGGCAUUGGUGGUAUGGAAGCUAAGGUGAAAGCAGCUCUGUGGGCACUACAGGGUGGUACAUCUGUUGUCAUUGCCAAUGGCACACAUCCCAAGGUCACAGGGCACGUAAUCACAGAUAUUGUAGAGGGGAAGAAAGUCGGCACCUUCUUCUCUGAAGUCAAACCUGCAGGUCCCACCGUGGAGCAGCAGGCAGAGAUGGCCCGGCAAGGAGGCAGGUCUCUAGCCUCUCUGCUCUCUGAGGAGAGGGCAGAGAUCACCUGUCGUCUUGCUGACUUGCUUAUAGAGAAGAAAGAUGAGAUUCUCAGUGCCAACAAGAGAGACAUGGAGCUGGCAAUGGCAUCAGGUCGUCUCUCACUUCCACUGCUGAACCGCCUGAGUCUGUCCUCAUCCAAGUUGAACAGCCUGGCCAUUGGCCUGCGUCAAAUUGCUGUGUCCUCAAGAGACAGCGUGGGCCAGGUGCUGAGAAGGACCAGGGUGGCUAACAACCUGGAGCUGGAGCAGAUCACCGUCCCCAUUGGUGUCCUGCUGGUUAUCUUUGAGUCUCGCCCAGACUGUCUUCCACAGGUGUCAGCUCUGGCUAUUGCUAGUGGGAAUGCUUUGCUGCUUAAGGGGGGCAAAGAAGCUGCCAACACAAAUAAAAUUUUACAUCAACUCACCCAGGAAGCACUCUCUAUUCAUGGGGUGAAGGAUGCCAUUCAACUGGUGAGCACACGAGAGGAAGUCGAAGAUUUGUGCCGACUGGACAAGAUGGUUGACCUGAUCAUCCCCAGAGGCUCGUCCCAGCUGGUCAGGGACAUUCAAAAGGCCGCUAAGGGUAUUCCAGUGCUGGGCCACAGUGAGGGCAUCUGUCAUGUCUACAUUGACGCUGACGCCAGUAUAGACAAAGCUAUUGACGUCGUCAAAGACUCCAAAUGUGACUACCCAGCAGCCUGUAAUGCCAUGGAGACACUCCUUAUUCACAGAGAUUUAUUGAGGACUCCCAUAUUUGACCAGAUCAUUGACCUGCUGAGAACUGAACAGGUGAAGAUCCAUGCUGGCCCCAGGUUUGCAUCUUACUUGACAUUCAGUCCAUCUGAGGUCAAGUCUCUGCGGACAGAGUACGGGGAUCUGGAGUGCUGCAUUGAGGUUGUAGACAGCAUGCAGGAUGCUGUGGACCAUAUUCACAAAUAUGGCAGCUCCCACACCGAUGUCAUCAUUACUGAAAAUGAGGAGACUGCUGAACAGUUUUUGCAACAGCUGGACAGUGCCUGUGUCUUCUGGAAUGCCAGCUCUCGCUUUGCUGAUGGCUACCGCUUUGGUCUAGGAGCAGAGGUUGGUAUUAGUACAGCACGAAUCCACGCCAGAGGCCCGGUAGGUCUGGAAGGGCUCUUGACCACCAAGUGGGUGCUGAGGGGCGAGGGACACACAGUGGCUGACUUCUCUGAGCAAGGCAGCAUGAAGUAUCUCCAUGAGAACAUCCCAGUCCCCAAGAGGAACUUCAGCUAGGUCCCCUAGGAAAGAGCACUCACGAGAGGGCUUGGCAAGAGUUUUAUGUGAGGACUCUGUUAACCCAGAAAUCAUCCAAAGGUUUGUUUCUGUCUGUCCGUAGAGUUUUGACCUUUGGACUGAUACUACUUCAACCAUAAAAAUCUAUAUGAUGCCGUUGGAACAGACUUGCAUUCAGAACAGUUGCUCCCUUGCUGCUUUCAUGAACCUGCACACUUACGUAUCUGUGAAACUGAAUCUGUCUGACGUUUCAGGUCCCCCUGGGAAUUUUAUAUGGUAUUCACCUAUCUCUUGGACAGUAAUGAUCAAGUGCUUUAUGCAUGGGGAGAAUAGAACAUAUAUAUAUUGGGAAAGAAUGGAAAGAAUUUAUUGUGUUAUUAUUCUGAUGUGAUAACUACCUUAUGUACGGGUGACAUUACCUGUGUUUAUGUGAGUGGUUACAACAGGAACUUCCCCCAGACACAAAGGUUGUUUGACAUCCCAACGGUUGGUUAGAGCUUGUUUAUCAUGUUGGUUGGAUAUUAACAGAGAAAAGAGACAUUGGCUUGGUUAUAAUUUUGUAACUUAUUAUUUUUCUACUUUAUAAAGUUCCCCUUGUUUUUUUUAUGCUUUAAGUAUCAUGUCUGCUUACUUCAGGUAUGUGUUUCUAUCCUCUCCUUUUACAUGUGAUUUAAUUAAAAACACUGUACAGUUCUUUACUCAUGGUACUGUGUAACAUUUGUCACGUAGUUACAACAGGAAGCUGUUCUCAAUGGUCUGUUUACAAAUGUGUUUAAUGCAUAAUUUAAUCUUGACUGAUCUGGCAUUUUAUUAAUCCAACAGAAGCCAUACCCAAUUUUUCAAUAUUUUGAACUCAAACCCUGGAUACUUUGUUUUAUUCUUAACUGUCCCAAAUUUACAUUACAGACAUCUAGUAAUGUCACACAUUUACAUAAUAUUUAAACUAGCUCCUCAUUUAUUUGUCCCUGGUUCAUGUAAGUAGUAUGCUAUUAGUAUUACAUCUCAAAAUAGUUUCUCCUUCUAAAAUGGUCAUCUUCUCUAAAAUGUUCAUUUUGUCCAAUAUUGUGAACCAGUUUACUAUACUCACAGCAGUCAAGCUCCUGCUGCCCCAGUCAUUUUGUUUGGUACAAUAUGCUGCUUUAGGCCCAGGACAGACUUAUUCUUAAAGUGGAAAUGGUGCUUGUUAGGUCGAUUACAGCACUGCAGAAGGGGAUGGUCAUAUAGACUGGAGCAAUCCUCACUUAGAUAAUGUUAUAUUGUGGAAGAUAUACUAAGCUGUGUUUUCUGUUUGUAAAAGCAACAAAUGGCCAGCAAAUCCUGGUAGCUGAAAUAGUAGGGUUUUUCAAAGGCCAUCUAACACCCACUAUCCACAUCGAUAGUGUAGCAGCAACAGAGGUGGAAGUGCAUGUAAGGACAUUUGGCACUGUUAGUAACCUCUCAAAAUCCCUGCAUUCAAAGAAGAUGACUUAUUGGUGAUUAGAACAGCAGUCUAAAUCACAGCCAUUAACCCCUUUGACUAUUUUUAUGCAAUGCCUUAAUGAAACGGAUCAUGCAGCAGAAGGCGGCACGGUGGCCCAGUGGAUAGCACUGUUGCCUCACAGCAAGGAGGUCCUGGGUUUGAACCCCAGGCCAUCCAAGGUCCUUUCUGUGUGGAGUUUGUACGUUCUCCCCGUGUCUGCGUGAGUUUCCUGACUUUCCUCCCGAUGCUCCGGUUUCCUCCCACCAUCAAAAAGACAUGCAUGUUAGGAUUGAUAUUCCUGUCUGUGUCCCUGACCAAGGCAAUGGAAAGAAGAACUGGAGUUGGUCCCCGGACGCUGCAGCUACCCACUGCUCUUAUGCAACAGGAUGGGUUAAAUAAAUGCGGAGAACAAAUUCAUUGUAAGAAUACAAUGACAAAAAAGUGAUUUUCAUAAUGGACAUGUAUUUUGGAUGAUAUGUUGCCAAUAAAGGCUUACUGGUUAAUCUGUCAGUAAAAUAAUGAGGGAGUUUUCUCUUUGUCAUGAAUACUCAGCAUCUUCAUUGAAAUAAGUUAUUUACUGUCUGCUGCCCCAUCACUCAAAGCAGAUGACAACCUCAUGUUCUAUUCACAGUUUAUUGUGUUAUGUACAUUUAGAUUGGCCCUGGUCUAUUA
Lampris incognitus (smalleye Pacific opah) is the source of this 4534-nucleotide messenger RNA. RefSeq names its product delta-1-pyrroline-5-carboxylate synthase-like. The record is from RefSeq and is a predicted model, not a curated record. The coding region runs from base 64 to 2403 and encodes 779 amino acids. NCBI's taxonomy places the organism in Eukaryota, Metazoa, Chordata, Actinopteri, Lampriformes, Lampridae. The transcript is spliced from 18 exons. Gene Ontology annotation, molecular function: ATP binding; glutamate 5-kinase activity; glutamate-5-semialdehyde dehydrogenase (NADP+) activity. Gene Ontology annotation, cellular component: cytoplasm; mitochondrion.